AUGGGAAAGUUAUUGAGUUUGUUACUUCGAGAGGAUAGUUGCUGUUCCGCUCAACAUAAAUACGAUGUAUUCUUGGAUUUUGAAAGUGAGUAUAUCAUAUUAUAUACUAUUAUAAUACCCGUUCUUUUAUAUUUAAAUAAAUCCACAGCGAGUUUCAAUAUUUUAGCCGUUAGGUACCUAUAUCUGGAUUAAGAUCAUUCCCCAACUGCGCAAAAACCAGAAUCGUAUUGAGUUGAUCUAUACAAAUUAUAUUUUAAAUUAUUCAUAUUAUACUUGUAUGUUUCAAUUUAUUAAAAUUAUUAGUUCUAAUUGUUUUUCCGGGGGGGGGGCAAGUUCCCUUCUUGCUCUCUCCCAUGGGCGUCCACGUAAGUGAGUAUAUAUGUAAAAAAAAAAAAAAAAUAAAACAACCCAGUCAAAAAAGGUAUUAUGAAAACUAUUGUCGUUCGAUAUUUUUUCUCCGUUUCGCUUAGGGCGUAAAAAAAAUUAUAAUUUGUUAUUAUGCGUCAACCUUAAGAUGUGUUUCGGCGGUACAAAAUGAUUUCACCUCAACUAUUAUAAAUGACGUAUUACAUAGACGAACGGUCAGACUGCCAUUACCUAUACAAUAUCUAAAUAUGACUCAUUUGAAAAAUUAUUUUGUUUAUUAGUACAGUCGUUUUUUAAGGUAUAUGUUUUUCAAUUAUAAAAUACUUACUAUACCGAGUAUUUGAGUAGUAAUAAUAACAAUAAUUGAUUGCUAAUAAUUAUUAUUAUGACGCCGUCGGUAUACGCCUUUAUUGUGUAUUUUAUUAACGUAUUACAAUGACACUCUCAUAAUAUACGGUUUUUUUUUUUUUUUUCAAAAUUGUUAUUAUUAUUUUUAUUAUCGCGCCAAUUACGCGAUCAACUCUGACCCGAUGACAUUUAUAAUAAUUAGACCAUACGAACGGCUCAUUCAAUUUUUAAUUUCAGACGUCCAACCUACUGCAAGCGAAUUGGAAUUGUUCGACGAUGUUCAAAUUGUACUCACCGAGGCCUCCGACGUGCUAUCCGAUCUCAAAAAUUAUUCGGGUGCUGACCAGCACAUACGAGCGGCGAUCAUUAACCCGAGCGCGGAACAAAAUGCAUCGACUUGGGAAGAGCUCAUUCCCAGGAUUCGCAAACUAAGGCGGUUUUAUUUUUUCUCGCAAAAAAUAGGUAACUAUAUACAGUUUUAUAUGGAUUCAAAACUUUAGACAAAUGUAAUGUAUAAAUAAAACAAAACAUUGCAUCUCUAAUUAUAAUCCAUUAAAUAAAAGUACACUAAAAUUGAUUGAAACUAUUAAAUUCAUUAUAAAUAAAGAAGAUCAAAUCCAAAAUCAGCCUAAAAAAGCAAAACAAAAAUUAUGUAUAUUUGUUGUUCCACUUAUAGGAAUAAACUUAGGAAAUUUACAAGUUACAAUCGAUUUCUUAAAUAUUUAUACAUAUAAAAUUUCACAUUUAAUUUGAGUAUAAAAAUAAUAUGGAAUUUUAUUUUUGAACAGCAACUAUUAACCAAAUCUUCAUUUAACAUUCAUAAAAAAAAAAAAUAAAUACAUAUCUGUAUCCGAUGGAAAAAUGUCUAUAUUUUUUGUGUUAUUUGACAGCGUUUGUCGUACCUCAGAUUCUAAACAGUAUUUGUUCGGAUGAUAUAACUCCUUCCCAUCAACUGGAACGUCAGCAAGCUAUAGUCAAACAGUUCUCCGAGAUCAUUGAUUUUGUGUUCAAGUUCGAUGAGUAUAAGGUACGUAUUAUGCCUACGUAAAAAUAUUUAAUAAUAGGUAACAACAUUACAAUAAUUUAUUGAUUUUAUUUUUCUUCUUUCAAUAACAAUUAUUAGAUGCAAACUCCGGCAAUCCAGAACGAUUUUAGUUAUUACCGACGGGUGUUAAUGCGCGAAGGUCCGUCUUCGUAUUCCACUGAUCUAGACGAUGAUUCCACUAGUAAUCUGAACAUCGCCAACAAAGUGUCCUUGUUCUACGCAGAAUCGACACCGAUGCUUAGGACGCUCACAAACGUCACUUCGCAAUUUUUGAACACAGUAAUUUUUUAAAUCCAUAAUAGUAGUAGUAGUUAGGUUACGGUUACGGUUAAAUUAAAUUUAUUUAAAUAUCAAAUCGAUUUAAAACAGUAAAACUUUUCUUCAGAAGCCAUAGGUAGAUACCAAGGCUGGAAUUAAGAGAGGAGGGAGAAGGUGGGGGAUUAAUCCACGGGAGUAAAAUUUUCUGCAAUGACGUUUUCGCGUAUUUACGUUGUAUACUGAUAGAUACUUCUUUGAUUUAAUUUUUCAAUAUCUUAGGACCAGGAAAGAAAUAUUUUUACAUUUUAUAAAUAGAGUUUAAAGUGAACACCACAUAGAGCGUAUAGUAUUUUUAUCCCCCGGAUGUAAAAAUUCCUAGUUUUGCCACUAUUAGACGCUGUAAUGAACCUGCCCUAAGAGAUAAUAAUUUAGUUAUUAUUGACCCAGUUACUCCUUUUGGUGUAUUUUUUAAUCACCGUAAAUAUUUUUUACUGGCAUUCUAUCGAAAUUUAAUUUCCAUUGUUAUUGUUUAUUCAGGACUGUACUAAAAGGGGAUAAAAAAAGGAAACCAUGCCCUAGGGUACCGGAGACGUCAUACAUUUAUUGGAAGCCAAGUUUUAGAUAGAUAUCAAGUUUAGUCACUUAUUGUAUUAUUUUGUUACGCCAAUAAAAUGAGCAUGGUUCUGUGUUUAUUAUAAACUUUACAGCUAUACAGUAUCUUAUAGUGUUAUCUAAUUACUAAUAACUCUGUUUAUUAUUUUUCAAUUUUUUUUUUUUCAAUUGAAAUUUAUUGAAAUGUAUACGAAAUCAAUUUGAAAAAAAAAAUAUUUUACACGAGUUAUUAACAUUCGAAUUAUGCUGUAGGGCACCCUGUAUAUCACAACUAAACGAUGUAUGACACCAGUUAUAUUUGUUGGGUAUUUUUAUUUUUCAGGACAAAAGGCUCGUAGACUAUGCCAUCGAAAUGUUAAGUACCAUGGUAAAAGUGUGCAUACGCAUGUUGGAAACUCCGUAAGUUCGAUACUGUCAUCAUUACCAUAGGGUUCAUUUAUAAUAUUUUUGUAACAUGUUAUUUUCAUUUAUAUACUAAAGGGCUGUUCAGUUCAAAAAACGAGAAACUCACCUAUUUAUGUUACGCGUACUGGUUGGCCUGAUUAUCUUGUGCGAUCAUGUGUACCCGAAUGGAGUAUUUGUUAAGACUUCAAAUAUUGACAUCAAAGGUUGCAUACGGUUGCUCAAAGAGCAGCCCGAAGAGAUUCAUACUGAAAACCUGCUGAAUGCAUUGAGGUUAUUUUAAUUUGUUAUCAUAAAAUACUAUCUAUUAAUAUCAGCUAAAUUGCACGUGCAAAUUUUUUAUAGUUUUAUUUUAUUUUUCAUUGUCUUUUCUUUUUUCUAGGUAUACUACGGUUCAUCUAAAUGACUCAUCCACAUCGAAAACAAUUAAAACCCUACUCAUGGAAGCUUAA
This is a messenger RNA of Cinara cedri, 3483 nucleotides long. Lineage: Eukaryota; Metazoa; Arthropoda; Insecta; Hemiptera; Aphididae. The record is from the annotation of a GenBank genome assembly.